GGAAGCGAAACAUCACACUCCCUCGUUUUUCUGGUUACAUUACAGUCAAUGAACUAGCAGACUAGACUCAGCUGCUAUCGCAUUGGUGCCUAUCGGGAGAGCCACCCCCUAAAGCAGACCGAAACUAACCAUUUUUUCCAAUGGUAAACGGCCUUAGUAGGACAUCUUUAUUUAUCCACCAUCUUCGAGACAGCUCGGUUCCAGUUUCCAUAGGCGGCGGUAGACCUAUCCCUCGCGCACCAUAAUCCGUUUUUUGUUGUGAGACGCGGAGGGUAGCGAAGUCAUGGGCAAGCUUCAGGAAUUAGAUAUUACUUUUACCAACAACAAAGUGGUCUACAGCCCUGGCGAAUCCAUAAGUGGAACUGUGAAAAUUACAAGUGGUAGCUCACUGCAAUAUAAGGCCAUUAAGGUGAACUGCCUGGGAUCAUGUGGGGUCUCCAACAAAAUGAACGACACGUCGUGGACACUGGAAGAGCAAUACUUCAGCAGCACACUGUCUGUAGCUGACAAAGGUACCCUGGCAGCUGGCGAGCACAGUUUCCCUUUCCAAUUUGUCAUCCCAGUGGCUGCCCCAACCUCCUUUGAAGGGCCCUUUGGGAAAAUUGUUUACCGUGUGAGAGUCGUCAUAGACACACCGCGCUUCUCCAAGGACUACAAGUCCCAGAAGCCCUUUUACCUACUCAACCUGCUCAACCUCAAUCAAGUGCCCGACAUUGAGCAACCCAGUUAUGCUGUGACCACUAAGAGAUUCAGCUAUCUCCUGGUGAAGACGGGCACCCUCAUGCUGAAGGCUUGCAGUGACCUGAGGGGAUACACACCAGGCCAGAUCAUCAGACUAGCCACUGAGAUCCACAACAAGUCAGGCAAGGACACGGGCUGCGUGCUGGCCAGUCUCAUACAGAAAGUGACUUAUAAGACCAAACGAGCUUUGUAUGACCUGCGGACCAUAGCAGAGGUAGAGGGGGCGGGAGUGAAGGCGGGGAAACACGCUGAGUGGCGAGAGCAGAUCAUCGUACCGCCCCUCCCCCAGUCUGCCCUGGCCGGCUGCAGCCUCAUAGAGAUUGACUACUUCAUCCAGGUAUCACUAAAAUCCCCUGAGACGGUUGUCACUUUACCCAUCUACAUCGGGAACAUCGCUGUCAACUUGACCCCGUCACGAGCUAUGCCUUCAACCCCAGCCCCAACACCCAUCAGCCCUAACACCGGCCUGGAAGGGGUUACCCCCAGCGCACCCCCAGCUGAGGAGGACCUGGAGGAGGAGUUGGGUGCAGGGGGUUCAGUCAGCGAGGAGAUCCCCACUAAGAGCCACUCCCAGCAGGACCAAUCCGGCCAGCCACCCACCAUGUCCCCCAGUGCAUUCAGCUACGCUCCCGGUGCAGCUUUCCCACCCAGCCAGCGACGUGCCGACGACACCUCUGCGCCUCUGUUCUGUGUGUCCACUGGGUCCACCAUCCCUUUCUUCACAGAGGGAAACGUCACCCCAGUACCCACGUCCUGUCCUCUCAUACUCCCCCCUGAGUACAGCACCUGGGACUACCCACAUGAACCCCCUCCCACCUAUGAGGAGAGCUGCAGCAGCAACAACUCCAGCUUCAACAACAGCAGGCCGUAGAGGAGAGGGGACUGAGCAUAAUGCAGCUCAAAACUGCAAUUACCCUCCCUACAGGACAAAUAGGGUACUGCAGCCCUAGCUCCAAGGGGACAGAAGACGCUAACCUCCUAAAUGUUACACUUAAACAGGGCUCUCCAACCCUGUUCCUGGAGCUACCCUCCUGUAGGUUUUCACUCCUACCCUGUUCCUGGAGCUACCCUC
Messenger RNA from Salvelinus sp. IW2-2015, 1813 nucleotides. Its product is annotated as arrestin domain-containing protein 1-like. Gene Ontology annotation, cellular component: cytoplasm. NCBI's taxonomy places the organism in Eukaryota, Metazoa, Chordata, Actinopteri, Salmoniformes, Salmonidae. Gene Ontology annotation, biological process: protein transport. The record is from RefSeq and is a predicted model, not a curated record. Gene Ontology annotation, molecular function: ubiquitin protein ligase binding; ubiquitin-like ligase-substrate adaptor activity.